CAAAAGGUGUGUUACAAGUUUUGUAUUAAUUUGUUAGUUUGUGAGGCAGUGUGCUUGUGCUUAUAUACGUGAAGUCCUGUGUAGACUGCAAAAGAGCCUUUUGCGGGCUCGCGCAACACAAUUAAAACAGAGGAGGCCAAGCAAGAAAAGAUAAAGUCUCUCCGCGCGCCACUGCGCUCGGUUCCCUAGCAAAUAUACUUAUUGCAACACAUCACAAUCUUACUCUGUUACUUAUCUCGUUGAAUGAGAAAUAUCGUUCGACUAUGCCAUGUGUAAUGUUGAGUCUGGACAGAAAGUACGAACGAAAUUAGAAGGAGAGAGGUGGAUUAUUUGAGUGUAUAGGUGCAGAAAUGUCAUGUUGGCCUAACACCUGGCCACAGCUGCAGCCGCCUACAGUGCCUACCUGUCUCUCUUUCUCAACUCCUUUUCUUUGGCAACCUGUACAUGCCUUCUCCAGACGACGUCUUUCUACACUUAAAGUAUUACCAAUAGCAUUUAAAUGAAAAAAUACAGUAUUUAACGAUUUUUCAGUUGAUUCUAACUAUAAGCAGAUAUUAAUUGGUAAUGGGUUAGCACGUCACUGGUGUUACUGAAUUUGAUAAGCCUCGCUGUGUGAACUAUAGUUGUUACUUUCACAUGUAUGCAAUGUGAUAGGAAGUAGUUCUAAUGUCAAGAAGGCACGAGACAGCUCAAGCAACAUUCCUAUUAUUAUUAAAAAAAGCUAGUAUUUGUAAUAGAGAGUACUUGAUUUGGUAAACAAUCAAAAACCAAAAUGUUGGGAAGAUUCAAAACAGCGUUAAUGAGCGCAGUUAGUACUAGUGAAUAUGGAUUACAGUAUGCUAACGAUGUAGAUAAUGAAUCUGUCACAGACCUGAUAAACUCCAACUUGCCAAUUGCAGUCGAAACCAAGCCUUACAGCAGACCAAGUUUUUUGGGUCUCACAACUGACGAAACUCAGGUGAGUGCUGAUCACAAGGUGAGGCCAAUCAUUGUUCCCAGAGAUCUCAGUAGAUUACCAUGGUGUGCGGGUUAUGCCGAAUGCAUAAAUGCUGGCAAAAGCACAUGGAAUGAGGACCAAGCAACUGCAAUGAGAGGAGACUUAAAAUUACUAGAUACCAAUAUAAGUUUACCCUAUGUUAUGUUUUCAAUGUUUGAUGGCCAUGCUGGCUAUCAAGUGGCACUAACUGCCAGACUACACCUUCACAGAAUAAUUUUGGAAAGGUUAAUGGCAAUACCAGGCGAAGUUUUAAUGUUGGAAGGUAACAAAGGUCAAGAAUUAGUGAUAGGAGCGAUUGAACUCGCUUACAGGCAAAUGGAUCAAAUGGUUGAACAGCAAGCACAAAGAGGUGGAGGUGGAUGCACAUCUUUGACAGUAUUGUUUUUAAAUGGCAAACUUUACGCGGCUGGAGCUGGAGAUUCUAGAACAAUUCUUGUUUUGGGAGAAAGGGAAUCGGCACUAACGAGAGAUCAUACGCCUGACUCUGAGUCAAAUCGCGUGCGAGCUCUUGGAUACUUAAAAGGAACAGAACUUUUAAAGGGUCAAUUUACACCUUUAGAGUUUAAAAAAAGACCAUUACAGAGGGAUAUUGGCUCUUUGGUUUUGUACAGAGAACCGUACAUGACAGGAUGGGCAUACAAAGUCUUGGCUCAACCUGACUUGAGGCUGCCUCUGAUAUCUGGCCAAGGAAAAAGGAGUAGAGUAAUGGGUACAAUAGGAGUGACUAGAGGUUUUGGAGACCAUGGCUUGAAAGCGGCCAACACAGGAGUCAGUAUAAAACCAUUUUUAUCAUCGCAACCGGAAGUUCAAUCAUUAGACUUGGAAUCAUGUGACCUUAACGAAAGGGAUUGUAUUCUUAUGGCAACCGAUGGCCUUUGGGAUGUAGUUUCCGAUAAAACAGCUGCAAAUAUUCUUAGAAGAACUGUGGCACCUGACGACCCGUCUUUGGAGUAUAGAUUGACAAUGGCGGCCCAAGAACUGGUUCAAGCUGCGAGGGGCAGACUAGUGGGACGCAUGUGGCGACUAAAGUCCGAAAUCCAAGAGAACGGUGAGGACGACAUGAUGUCGAUGGCAUCAGUCGAUGAUAUAAGCGUGAUGGUUGUGCCCCUUUAUCCUUAUCUGUGUGAGCAUAGACAGUGGGUAAAAAUGCAGCAGCAAGAAAGACGACGCUCGGUAAAUUCGUUGCAGUUAUCGAAUAAUGAAACCUAGUGCGUUAAUCUUUUUUUGUAGCCCUUCGCUUUGAAGGUGGACAUAAAAAAAAGACGAUACUUGAUCAAAUACUUGGUAGAAAGAUUCAUCUUUUUUAUUGCAUUUUCAUUUAACUGCGUAUAAAAUAAAGAAAUAAAAAUUUUCACUUAGAAACUAAGUCUAAUAUUUACAAAUCUUAUGUGCAGGAUCACUGAAUAGCUUUAAAGAUGGAAACAAGUCUUUUUUCUACCAGGAAUUUGUAUGCACUAAAUAUAUACGUAUUCGUUAACAUUUUUUUUAAAUAGAGCAGAGUAUUGGACUGCUAAUCACACAUUUUUUGAAUUAAAUUUCUAAUAAGUAUUUGUUUCAUUCAAACAAUUAAGACAUUCCAGUUUACUAGUAACAUCAGAGCAUUUCAUAGUCAAGUACGCUUUACAGUUUUAUGUUUAUAAUUCAAGUUGUAUAAAUAAUUUCUUUAUGCAUUUAGACAUACCUACAGUAUAUUUUUAUCUUUAAAGUAAAUUAUUUCAAUACCAAAUUUAUCUUCACUUACUAUAACAUAUUGUAAAUACAAUGGAAAAUAUUUUGAUUAGUUGAAGAUUGUAAAAUAAAUAGC
This is a messenger RNA of Copidosoma floridanum, 2801 nucleotides long. Its product is annotated as protein phosphatase 1H. The record is from RefSeq and is a predicted model, not a curated record. Gene Ontology annotation, biological process: protein dephosphorylation. Gene Ontology annotation, cellular component: mitochondrion. Lineage: Eukaryota; Metazoa; Arthropoda; Insecta; Hymenoptera; Encyrtidae. Gene Ontology annotation, molecular function: cation binding; [pyruvate dehydrogenase (acetyl-transferring)]-phosphatase activity.